GCGUGUUGGGAGGGGGAGAGUGGGAGGCAGCGGGACAAAAACAGCAUUUUCAUUCAAGCUUUAGCCUUAGGUAUAGUUGCCAGGUUAACUUUAAAGUAGCCAGAUUUUUUGUUAAAGAUGUUAAAAGUUUAAUUGCUUCUUUUCUUAAACUGAAAUGGCACAACAUGUAACCUACUAGCUUUCGACCAUAAUUUGUUGUCGAUUAUUGCUGCGCGAGGACAGCAGUUAAUUAGAACUUUGUAUAUUUUGCAGCCUGUUUCGGAAAGUUCAGCUUUGAGUAUGCCAGGUUACACGAUUCAAGUUUUGUGAAAGAAGAUAUUCAGAACUAUGAAAGUCACUUCGGAAGACGUUACUGCCUACGAUUCAUGUUCAUUGUGAGAAUAAUUGUGAGGAUACCCUUAUCGGUAUUUUUUUUUUUUUAAAGGAGGCUACGCGAGUUUUAGAUGUCAUCGCUUUGAUUUGGACAUCACCUCAGUUUUAAAUGAAAACCAAUAGGAAAUUGUUUUUACAUACAAAUGCAAACAAAUCACUGAAGCAAAUACAAGAUUUUGCCUAAUUAGCAACAAUGUCUGGCGUGGUGCGCACACUUAGCCGGUGUCUGCUCCCCGCCGAGGCGAGUCGAGAGCGAGGUAACAGCAAGGACAGAAACCGGGAUCGAGAUGUGAACCAGGAGCGAGAGGCAAGGCGCCGAAGUAGAGAAAUCGAUGCCAUGCUUGCCCGUGAGAGACGCUCUAUCUGCCGCUUGGUCAAAAUACUACUACUUGGAGCCGGAGAAAGUGGAAAAUCAACAUUUUUAAAGCAAAUGAGGAUUAUACACGGAAAAGAGUUUGACCAGAAAGCAUUACUGGAUUUUCGAGAUACCAUCUUCGAGAACGUUAUAAAGGGUAUGCGGGUGCUGGUGGACGCCCGGGACAAGCUGGGCAUUGCCUGGCAGAACACGGAGAACGAGAAGCACGGCAUGUUCGUCAUGUCCUUCGAGAACAAGGCGGGCGUGCCCGUGGAGCCCUGCACCUUCCAGCUGUACGUGCUCGCCCUGCGGGCGCUGUGGCAGGACGCGGGCAUCCAGGAGGCCUACGGGCGCAGGAGUGAGUUCCAGCUGGGUGAAUCAGUUAAGUAUUUCUUGGACAACCUGGACCGUAUUGGGCAGUUGAGCUACCUGCCAAGCAGACAGGACAUCCUGCUGGCAAGGAAGGCCACAAAGGGGAUUGUGGAGCAUGACUUCAUCAUCAAAAAAAUCCCCUUCAAGAUGGUGGACGUGGGCGGCCAGCGCUCCCAGAGGCAGAAGUGGUUCCAGUGCUUCGACGGCAUCACCUCCAUCCUCUUCAUGGUGUCGUCCAGCGAGUACGACCAGGUUCUAAUGGAGGACCGGCGCACCAACCGCUUGGUGGAGUCCAUGAAUAUCUUCGAGACCAUUGUCAACAACAAGCUGUUCUCAAACGUCUCCAUCAUCCUCUUCCUCAACAAGAUGGACCUGCUGGUGCAGAAGGUGAAGCAGGUCAACAUCCACAAGCACUUCUCUGACUUCCAGGGCGACCCGCACCGGCUGGAGGAUGUGCAGGCCUACCUGGUGCAGUGCUUCAACCGCAAGAGGAGGAACCGCAGCAAGCCCCUCUUCCACCACUUCACCACUGCCAUCGACACCGAGAACAUCCGCUUCGUCUUCCAUGCUGUCAAGGACACCAUCCUACAGGAGAACCUCAAAGAUAUCAUGCUGCAGUGAGGCUUCUGGUCCAAGCUGGAGCUCUCUGCCUGGAGAUGUGCCUUAUAAACAAUCUCUACAACAGUGGAGAGGCCUGUAUGCCAUAACCCACACACUGGAGUCCUGGAGAGCUGCAGCCUCCUGUUGUAGAGGGAACCAUUUCUGUGCCACGCCUCUGUAACACAUCCCUAACACAGACUCCAGUGUUCAUUGUCAUAUGCUAACCUGUGAUUAGUCUGUGCUUAUAAUGUCCAUUGCAUUCAUAGCUGAUAAGAGUGAACUGAUAGUCAUAUGAUUGGUUCUGUGAUAGGAUUGCACAAGUAUUCCACAUUUUCUAUGUUAGUGAAAGUUUGCUGUCUAAAGCUGGAGGAAUCUCUUUAUCAUGGGAGCCUGUAGCUGUCACUGAUAUCUUGCAUACAUUUGCCUCACAAGAUCUGUGGGACGAGCCUUGAGUGGUUGCUGGAAGAUUAAGCUCAGGCCAUUUGGGGAAUUGUUAACAUUUCACUUGUCCUGGUUUAAAUUUGAAUAGAAGGGAAUGUUCAUCAUCUGGAAUCAGCAAGGGUCUUUUCCUUUUUUACCACUGGCUUAAAAAUGGUCUGAUAAUGCUUGUGGGAAAUGUACUGUCUUGUCUCAUUGAGGGCAAGCGCAUUUUACAUAUUCCUGCCAAUUAACUGCUGACCUGCUGAAUUCAACCAGUGUUCAUGCAGUGACCUUCGAUACACAUUUUUUGUGAAAAGCUUUGAAAAGCAAUACUGUGCACUGUGGGCCUUUAUGAAACUAUGCUUAAACGCCUUAAAUAGAUAAAGGUUAUUGUAAAGGACUAUGAAUAUUGGUGGAUCAGUGCAUUUACAGCAUUACACUGCCCAUUAUGCUCUCUGUCCUGUGUGCCUGUUGUGUGCUGUGUGUCUAUGCCAUUACACAAUGUAGUGCCUUAAAACAGGCAGGAAACAGAGCAAACCUCCAGCAAACCGGUAACUUCAACGGGCUCAUUGUAUAGGUGAACGGCAAAGCAAAAAUGUUAUUUAUCAGUUACGUGAUUUCGUUCAUCCUUACAAUGUCAUUCUCAUUGUUCAUGUCUUUUUUUCUCAGUCGUUUCAGAUUCUUAUUUCUUUAAUUAAAUGCAAAAGAUAAUAUACCUAAAUUUCAAAAUGCAGUGAAUCCAAGAGAGAAAGCCAUGGGAGCCAUUUUUUUUUGUUUCAAUGUGGGUGGUUGCCUGAAUGACUCAUUGUGUCAUGGUCUAGUAUGUGCGUUAUUUGAUCUAGUAUGUAUCUGAGUGGCAGAUGGGAAGCAUCCUCGCCAGUGUACUGCUGCAGUUGGUAGGGUCUAUGUAUUCACAGCAUAAAAAGUUCGUAUUUCAUGUCAUUUUCAAGUCAGUGUCAGAUGGUUUCUUGCAGUUGCUUCAUGUACUCUAAAUAGCCUUCUUGGUUUGUUUACUAUUUUUUCCUAAAUAAUGAAUGGUGAUCAUUGACCACUGAAUUUUUACUAACUUGUUGUAAAGACUUUUUUGAAUCAAUAAAUGGCACAGAGUGUUCACAUCAUAUUGUACUGACCAUUCCACAUUUACAUUUUUACCAAGUUAUUUUACAAAUUGCAUCUUAGUUUUAAGAGUUAAUAACGGGGAGAUGCCUGCUGGAUUUUUCUUGCAGAAUCAGAAUUAAAAUUCAUGAUUCCAAACAUGCACAUAUGAUUGAAUGCCCAAAUGGUAGUAAAGGUGACUGCAAAUAAUUUGAUUGAACAGUUGUGUAUUAUAAAUACCAUGUACAGUUAUAUUCUAAUGGUGUCUUCCAUUUUGAAUGUCAGCCUUUUUGAGCUGGGUUUUCUUUGUGCUGUUGGUGUUAUUUUACUAAUCAAUCACUCAUUUUAGUUGAUUUCAUGCAUGCUCUUCUGUAACAAGGAAGCAAGUCACAGGGUUGUUCAAGUUGAUUUUCUAAAAGGGUUGUUCAUUUUUAUUUUUUCUUUGAAUUGUGAUGUGUGGAUUUGCCUGUAUUUUUACUCUGGGCUAGGGAAAUGUCUCAAACAUUUUACACUGCAAAUGCUGACUGUCAAACUUUAAAAUCUUCAUGAAUCACUGCCAGUUUACGGGCACCUUUGUUUCUGUUGGGCGGAAUGAAAAUCAUAGUUUUGUUUCAAAGGAUUUUUGGAUUCCUUAAAAUGCAACUACCUGUGAUGUAGGCUAGUUACAUCAAAUUGUGAUAUAAGAUGCCAGUAUUGUAACUGUUCAUGCCACUUGGCUACUCGAAAUACUUAACUAAUAUUUCACAUUAGAGCUGAGUCAGCAGAUGUUUUGUUGUGAAAUAUCCCUUUGUGUGAUUUUCAUGCCCUGUCACAUCCUGUCACAAGUUACAGGUUAAUAUGUCUAGUUGGGAGUGAUCCAUGCUUGCAUGCUCAAAUCACUGCCCUACUUCUUCCUAAUCUUCAAAAGCUGUCCCAUUUUUUGUAAAAUAUUCAAGGAUCAACUGUAUUGCAGUUGUUUUGUAUAUAAGAAUUGUAUAAAUACAUUAAAUGUACUUUAUGUUGUGUAGAA
Molecule: messenger RNA, 4223 nt
Organism: Anguilla rostrata (American eel)
Lineage: Eukaryota; Metazoa; Chordata; Actinopteri; Anguilliformes; Anguillidae
Product: guanine nucleotide-binding protein subunit alpha-12
Exons: 4
Coding region: 566-1720 (384 amino acids)
Biological process (GO): Rho protein signal transduction; adenylate cyclase-modulating G protein-coupled receptor signaling pathway
Cellular component (GO): heterotrimeric G-protein complex; brush border membrane
Molecular function (GO): GTPase activity; D5 dopamine receptor binding; guanyl nucleotide binding
Source: RefSeq, a predicted model, not a curated record